CUACUCAUGACUGGUGUCCUCCUCCCACACCUGGUCACUGCGCUCUGAAGCUUCUCACUCUCUCCUCAGCAGCAGUAGUCGUCUGCCUAACCCCUGGGGUGCCUCACAAUUUUCAUAGACUCCUCACAGAGAAAUAUGAAGAUACUAGGCAAGGUUGCUUUCUUGCUUUUGCUUGGGGGAAUCUGGUGUCAGAACAACCGUAAUGCUAAAGCUACUGGCAAGUCCACCAAGAAGUCUGCUGGGAACCAGGGAGGUGAUGUUGGCCAGCCUGCCCCUGUAGCUGACCUGACUCCUGGAAGCACAAGAGGCACUGGGGGCACUGGAAGCUCUAGAGAAGCAGCUGAAGCAGGGCAGGAGGGAGCUGCGGGAGCUCAAGAAGCUGGAGAACAGACGGACGAUAUGAGGCUGCACUUCCUCAAGAACACCCAAGUUACAUGUAAUGAUGGAACAGCAGCUGGGUUUUACCUAAAGGAGUUCAGAGGAAGCCGCCGAUGGCUGUUAUUUCUGGAAGGUGGCUGGUGCUGCCACAGCAAAGAGACCUGCGAUUCCAGGUACCAAAAUAUACCCCGACUAAUGAGCUCAUCAGGGUGGCCCCAAACAAAAAGAGGGACUGGAAUUUUGUCUUCUCAAGCAGAGGAGAACCCACACUGGCAUAAUGCAAACAUUGUAUUCAUCCCGUACUGUUCCAGUGAUGUAUGGAGUGGCACUGGGCCUGCCCCGACCCCUCCCCCAAGGCUACGACAAGGCAGAGAGAAAGAGAGGGACAGAAAUACAAAUACAACUGAGUACACCUUCAUGGGAACCCUGAUCAUCCGCGAGGUCAUCAAAGACCUCAUCCCCAAAGGAAUCAAGCAGGCCAAGGUUGUCAUGCUGUCUGGCACAAGUGCUGGUGGAACAGGUGUUUUGCUGAACAUUGAGAGGGUGGCCAGUCAGCUGGAGCAGCUCGGCGCAGAGGCUCAGGUCCGAGGCCUCGUAGACUCUGGGUGGUUUCUAGAGAGUAAACAGCAGAGGUCACCUAACUGCCCUGAGACUAUUUCCUGCUCACCUGAAGAUGCUAUCAAGAUAGGGCUCAGGCUGUGGAAUGGGGUUGUGCCUGAUAGAUGUCGGCAGCUUUAUAAGAGAGGAGAGGAGUGGCAGUGCUUCUUCGGCCACAAACUGUACUCAACCUUGACCUCUCCUCUGUUUGUAGUGCAGUGGCUGUUUGAUGAGGAGCAGCUGCGAGUGGAGAACAUCUACAUGGGAGGACAGAGUCUGUCUGAGGAGCAGUGGCAGUACAUACAGAACCUGGGCAGGGAGAUCAAGAAUUCACUGACCGAUGUCACGGCUGUGUUUGCUCCGUCCUGCCUCUCUCACACAGCCAUUACCAGAAGUAACUGGAUGAGUUUCCAAGUUAAAGGCACCUCUCUGCCACGGGCCCUGCAGUGCUGGGACAGGAGUCUGGAGGCAACACGCAACAACAGAACUCCUGCAAAAGGCUGUCCUUUCCACCUGGUGGACACCUGCCAGUGGCCCCAGUGCAACCCCACCUGCCCAGCCUUAGUGGACCAGGCCACCCAGCAGGAGCUCACCCUGCUCCAGAUGCUGGUAGCCAUGGGCCUUGACCUCCAGAAGCUGGGCCUGGAUCCCCAGGGAGACGCAGAUUCUCUGGCCAGCAUGGUCAGCAAUGGUGGCUAA
Molecule: messenger RNA, 1674 nt
Organism: Epinephelus fuscoguttatus (brown-marbled grouper)
Lineage: Eukaryota; Metazoa; Chordata; Actinopteri; Perciformes; Serranidae
Gene: notum2
Product: notum pectinacetylesterase 2
Exons: 13
Coding region: 136-1674 (512 amino acids)
Molecular function (GO): hydrolase activity
Source: RefSeq, a predicted model, not a curated record